UGCCUGAACAAAAGCGCACACCUCGGCGGGAAGCACCCGUUCCGUUUUAACAAGGCGAACAUAAACACACUACACCACUUUCUAGACGUCCUAGAAUUUGAAGAAGGGAAAGAAGACGAAACGGAAUACAGACGAAUCGAUGAGCUAAGCAAAUACAUUGAAGUUAUAAAAAUUAAGGAUAGUCCAAUUAACGAAAGUAAAUACUAUGGAUACAAUUUUGAAAAUGAAGAUAAUUUUUUUCACUCGAAUGGAGAAUUGAAAAAGUUACCUGAACAGGUCAGGCAAAAUGAAGUAGAACGAGUAAAGGAAUACAUACAUGUACCCCCAUUCGUUUUAGCAAAAUUAUGCGAAUAUGCAUUUAAAGAAAUUUUAUUUUUUUUAAAUAAAAAACAUUUGAAGCAACUGAGCAACAUAUUGAAUGAUGGGGAGUCUAGCAAAAACGACAAGUAUGUCGCUAUGACUUUAAUUAAAAAUGCUGUGAUUAGUGCUGAGCAGAAUUUGCCAGGUUGCCAGGACACGGGCACGGCCAUCAUUUUGGGCAAAAAGGACGAAGAAAUAUUAACCACUUACGAGCACAAGUAUUUGAACUUGGGAGUUUACAAUGCCUAUCGCAAGAAUAACUUUCGAUACAGUCAGCUGUCUCCCCUCAGCAUGUUCAGCGAGGAAAACACAAAAAACAAUUUGCCUUGCCAGAUCGAGAUUUACAGCUCCGUGCGCGGGGGGAAGGCACCCGGAGGAGCGACACCACCGGGGGUGCGGCCGCCUGCCCCGCCUGCCCCGUCCACCGCUUCUGCUUCGUCUACCGCGUCUACCCCGUCCACCGCUUCUGCUGCGUCUACCGCGUCCACCACUCCCACCGCUUCUACUGCGUGCGCCCCCAAGUACGAACUGAUCUUCAUCGCCAAGGGCGGCGGGAGCGCAAACAAGACCUUCCUGUUCCAGCAAACCAAGAGCAUCCUCAACGAAGACAAGCUGUACGACUUUCUCCUCGAAAAAAUUAAAGAAAUAGGAACGUCUGCGUGCCCCCCAUAUCACUUGGCAGUAGUCAUUGGAGGGCUCUCUGCUGAGAUGAAUUUAAAAAUGGUCAAGCUAGCAUCCUGUAGAUAUUUGGACAAUUUGAAGAAGGAGGGGGGUGGAUAUGGAAAGGCAUUCCGAGAUAUCAAGAGUGAACAAAUUAUUUUGGAGAAAGCACAAGGGUUAGGUAUAGGUGCUCAAUUUGGUGGCAAGUACUUUGUACAUGAUGUGAGAGUGAUCCGGUUGCCACGACAUUCUGCUUCAUGUCCCAUUGGCAUUGGCGUUUCCUGUUCAGCUGAUAGACAAAUAAAGUGUGUGAUUAAUCGAGAAGGGGUAUUCAUGGAGGCGCUGGAGCAUGAGCCGAUUAAGUACCUCCCAGAAAUUACUUACAAGGACUUGAAGCGAGUCGGGGGGAUCGCCGCGCACACUGGGGGGGAUGAUCACCCUGGAGGAAACGAAACAGGGGAAGCUCUCCCUGGGGGAAACGAAACAGGGGAAGCUCUCCCUGGGGAAGGAGGAGUGCCCAUCAACCUUAAUCAGCCCAUGGAAGGCAUUCUCAAAUGUUUAUCGGAGCACUCCGUGUCGACCCUGCUACUCCUAACGGGCAAGCUAAUAGUCGCCAGGGACACAGCCCACAAGAGAAUAGUAGAUAACCUUCUCCUGAAUGGAAUCCCCAUCCCUGAAUAUUUUAAAAAAUUUCCAAUAUAUUAUGCAGGCCCAGCGAAAACUCCGGACAAUUAUGCAAGUGGAUCAUUUGGACCCACCACAGCUGGUCGUAUGGACGCUUAUGCUGAAGUACUUAUGAAGAAUGGGGCUUCUUUAAUUUCGCUAGCUAAAGGGAAUAGGUCGUCCGUUGUACGGAAUGCAUGUAGAAAGUAUCACGGGUUUUACUUAGGUAGUAUAGGUGGCCCUGGUGCCAUUUUGGCCAAGAAAAAUAUAAAAAAGGUAGAGGUGAUUGACUUUGCGGAGCUCGGGAUGGAGGCCGUGCACCUCAUCGACGUGGUCAACUUCCCGGCCUUCAUCGUCAUAGACGACAAGGGAAACGAUUUUUACAGCCAGUGGAUCCCCGCCUAG
Plasmodium cynomolgi strain B is the source of this 2088-nucleotide messenger RNA. Its product is annotated as fumarate hydratase. The record is from RefSeq and is a predicted model, not a curated record. The transcript has a single exon. The annotation marks the transcript as partial. Gene Ontology annotation, molecular function: hydro-lyase activity. Lineage: Eukaryota; Apicomplexa; Aconoidasida; Haemosporida; Plasmodiidae.